This is a messenger RNA of Cucurbita pepo subsp. pepo (vegetable marrow), 2964 nucleotides long. Its product is annotated as Tetratricopeptide repeat (TPR)-like superfamily protein. Lineage: Eukaryota; Viridiplantae; Streptophyta; Magnoliopsida; Cucurbitales; Cucurbitaceae. The record is from RefSeq and is a predicted model, not a curated record. Gene Ontology annotation, molecular function: zinc ion binding; protein binding; RNA binding. Gene Ontology annotation, biological process: RNA modification.
CGCGCCUCUGCUGCACUCGAAGUUCUUCGUUCUUCUCCUUCUUACAAGCUUCCAGUUCCAACCACACCUUUCUCUGUUCGUGUGUUUUUUCCUCUAUUUCUGCCCUUCUGUUCAUUCGUUCCAGUGAGCUCUUAUGUACCAGAUAGAGUCGAGGAUUCUCUCGGCAAUCUCGGAAUAUCUUGCGAGGAAGAUAUCGCUGGAAGUAGGAUUAUUGAAAGUUCAUGGGGAUGAUUAAAACGCUAGAAAUUACGGGCUGUGGAGCUUUGAAAUUGAAGUUGCAAGAUUUCUGCUAUUGGAAUAACUCAGGCGAGGCCGAAGAACAGGUGGUCGAGGAGAAACAAAGAAGCCCAUUUCGAUCGAGUCGCAUUUAUGGUUUUGAUAUGAUUAAACACCGAUUCUCGUUGCCUAAUUCAGGAUACAAACACUGUGCACAGGAACCCACUACAUAAAGAACUAUCAGUCUCAGUAUGAGAUUUCUUCCAUGUAAAUGGAGACGGAUUUCCUUGUUUAGGCCUUCAUUCCAAGCUUGUUGUCCUUUGUAUUCUGCAACUACAACUUCUCCCAAGUAUUACUUUGAUGAAGUUGAAAUUGAGAAAAAGGAAAUUGAUUUCAACCGACUAUUCCCUGUCUGCAAAAAAGUGCACCUUGCUAAGCGACUUCAUGCACUACUUGUGGUGUCUGGGAAGGUUCAGAGCAUCUUUCUUUCUGCUAAACUCAUCAAUCUUUAUGCUUUUCUUGGUGAUGUAUCGUUCGCUCGCCGUACUUUUGACCAAAUUCAGGCAAAAGAUGUCUACACAUGGAAUUCUAUGAUAUCUGCUUAUGCUCGCAUUGGUCACUUCCAUGAAGCUGUAGAUUGUUUCCAUGAAUUUAUGUCAACCUCUAUCCUUCAGCCUGAUUAUUACACAUUUCCUCCUGUUAUAAGGGCAUGUGGAAAUCUAGAUGAUGGGAAGAAGAUACAUUGCUUGGCUCUAAAAUUGGGUUUUGAAUGUGAUGUAUUCAUUGCUGCUUCUUUGAUCCAUUUUUAUUCUCGGUUUGGCUUUGUCAAUUUAGCUCGUAACUUGUUUGAUAGCUUGAUGAUUCGAGAUAUCGGUACAUGGAAUGCUAUGAUUUCAGGGUUUUGUCUUAAUGGUAAAGUUGUAGAAGCAUUGGAAGUCUUUGAUGAGAUGCGAUUCAAGAGUGUAAAUAUGGAUUCUGUAACAUUUUCAAGUCUACUUCCGAUUUGUGCGCAGUUGGAUGAUAUAAUAAGCGGUGUCCUAAUUCAUGUCUAUGCCAUCAAGCUCGGGUUGGAAUUCGACUUGUUUGUCUGUAAUGCAUUGAUAAACAUGUAUGCCAAAUUUGGUGAACUGGGAAGUGCAGAAACCAUUUUCAACCAAAUCGAAGCGAAGGAUAUUGUAUCGUGGAACUCUUUGAUUGCUGCGUUCGAGCAGCAUAAAGAGCCAGUGGUGGCUCUUGGAUUGUACAAAAAGAUGCACGCUACUGGGGUGGUACCCGACUUGUUGACACUGGUGAGUUUGGCUUCUGUUGCUGCUGAACUUGGCAAUUUCUUAAGUAGUAGGUCUAUUCAUGGAUUUGUUACAAGGAAAGGUUGGUUUCUACAAGAUGUUGUCAUUGGUAAUGCAAUUAUAGACAUGUAUGCUAAGUUGGGGUUUAUAGAUUCAGCACGAAAAGUUUUUGAAGAACUUCCUGUCAAAGAUGUGGUCUCAUGGAACACUUUGAUAACAGGUUAUUCUCAAAACGGUUUAGCGAAUGAGGCAAUCGAUGUGUAUCAUUCGAUGAACGAUUAUAGCGAUGCAGUGCCGAACCAGGGCACUUGGGUGAGCAUUCUGACAGCAUACUCCCAGAUAGGAGCAUUGAAACAAGGUAUGAAAACACAUGGUCUGCUGAUCAAGAACUUUCUUUACUUUGAUAUCUUUGUGGGUACUUGUCUUAUUGAUAUGUAUGGAAAAUGUGGAAGAUUAGCUGAUGCAUUGUCUUUAUUUUAUGAAAUACCUCACAAAAGUUCGGUUUCGUGGAACGCCAUCAUAUCGUGUCAUGGACUCCAUGGAUACGGUUUAAAAGCUGUCGAGUUAUUUAGGGAAAUGCAAACUGAAGGAGUGAAGCCUGACCACAUCACUUUUGUAUCUCUAUUAUCUGCUUGUAGUCAUUCUGGUUUGGUUGAUGAGGGUCAGUGGUGCUUCCAAUUGAUGGGAGAGUUGUAUGGUAUAAGGCCUAGCUUGAAGCAUUAUGGCUGCAUGGUCGAUUUGUUCGGUAGGGCAGGUCAUCUCGAAAAAGCUUAUGAUUUUGUUAAAACUAUGCCGAUACGACCCGAUGCAUCUGUGUGGGGUGCGCUUCUUGGUGCUUGUAGGAUACAUGAGAAUAUAGAGUUGGCUAGAACUGUCUCGGAUCACUUGUUGGAGGUUGAGUCGAAAAACGUUGGCUACUAUGUUUUGCUGUCGAAUAUUUAUGCGAAACUUGGACGGUGGGACGGAGUCGACGAAGUGCGAUCAUUAGCUCGAGACAGGGGAUUGAGGAAGACUCCUGGUUGGAGCUCAAUUGAAAUAGACAAGAAAAUUGAUGUCUUUUACACAGGCAACCGAACACAUCCAAGAUGUGAGGAGAUAUAUGAUGAACUGAGGGAUCUAACUGCUAAAAUGAAGAGUCUUGGCUAUGUUGCAAACUAUAACUUUGUACUGCAGGAUGUGGAGGAUGAUGAAAAGGAGAACAUUCUUAUCAGUCAUAGCGAGCGGUUGGCAAUGGCAUUCGGGAUUAUCAGCACGCCACCGAAAACAACUCUUCAGAUCUUUAAGAACUUACGGGUUUGUGGAGACUGUCAUAAUGCUACCAAGUUCAUAUCUAAAAUUACCGAACGCGAGAUAAUCGUUAGAGAUUCGAAUCGAUUCCAUCAUUUCAAAGAUGGAGUCUGUUCUUGUGGUGAUUAUUGGUGACAUGUUUGGAAAUGACAUAAAAUAAACAAGAUUCACUUCA